AUGCAUGUUGGCGAGCACCUGAGAGAGGGGAGCAAGGGAGAGUGGGUAGAGAGUGGUAGGAAGGGGAAAUUCAGAAGCUGUCAGAAGCAGACAGGUGGGCUGCAGAAGGGAAAAUUCAGAAGCUGUCAGAAGCAGACAGGUGGGCUGCAGAAGGGAAAAUUCAGAAGCUGUCAGAAGCAGACAGGUGGGCUGCAGAAGGGAAAAUUCAGAAGCUGUCAGAAGCAGACAGGUGGGCUGCAGAAGGGAAAAUUCAGAAGCUGUCAGAAGCAGACAGGUGGGCUGCAGAAGGGAAAAUUCAGAAGCUGUCAGAAGCAGACAGGUGGGCUGCAGAAGGGAAAAUUCAGAAGCUGUCAGAAGCAGACAGGUGGGCUGCAGAAGGGAAAAUUCAGAAGCUGUCAGAAGCAGACAGGUGGGCUGCAGAAGGGAAAAUUCAGAAGCUGUCAGAAGCAGACAGGUGGGCUGCAGAAGGGAAAAUUCAGAAGCUGUCAGAAGCAGACAGGUGGGCUGCAGAAGGGAAAAUUCAGAAGCUGUCAGAAGCAGACAGGUGGGCUGCAGAAGGGAAAAUUCAGAAGCUGUCAGAAGCAGAAAGGUGGGCUGCAGAAGGGAAAAUUCAGAAGCUGUCAGAAGCAGACAGGUGGGCUGCAGAAGGGAAAAUUCAGAAGCUGUCAGAAGCAGACAGGUGGGCUGCAGAAGGAAAAAUUCAGAAGCUGUCAGAAGCAGACAGGUGGGCUGCAGAAGGGAAAAUUCAGAAGCUGUCAGAAGCAGACAGGUGGGCUGCAGAAGGGAAAAUUCAGAAGCUGUCAGAAGCAGACAGGUGGGCUGCAGAAGGGAAAAUUCAGACGCUGUCAGAAGCAGACAGGUGGGCUGCAGAAGGGAAAAUUCAGAAGCUGUCAGAAGCAGACAGGUGGGCUGCAGAAGGGAAAAUUCAGAAGCUGUCAGAAGCAGACAGGUGGGCUGCAGAAGGGAAAAUUCAGACGCUGUCAGAAGCAGACAGGUGGGCUGCAGAAGGGAGAAUUCAGAAGCUGUCAGAAGCAGACAGGUGGGCUGCAGAAGGGAAAAUUCAGAAGCUGUCAGAAGCAGACAGGUGGGCUGCAGAAGGGAAAAUUCAGAAGCUGUCAGAAGCAGACAGGUGGGCUGCAGAAGGGAAAAUUCAGAAGCUGUCAGAAGCAGACAGGUGGGCUGCAGAAGGGAAAAUUCAGAAGCUGUCAGAAGCAGACAGGUGGGCUGCAGAAGGGAAAAUUCAGAAGCUGUCAGAAGCAGACAGGUGGGCUGCAGAAGGGAAAAUUCAGAAGCUGUCAGAAGCAGACAGGUGGGCUGCAGAAGGGAAAAUUCAGAAGCUGUCAGAAGCAGACAGGUGGGCUGCAGAAGGGAAAAUUCAGAAGCUGUCAGAAGCAGACAGGUGGGCUGCAGAAGGGAAAAUUCAGACGCUGUCAGAAGCAGAAAGGUGGGCUGCAGAAGGGAAAAUUCAGAAGCUGUCAGAAGCAGACAGGUGGGCUGCAGAAGGGAAAAUUCAGAAGCUGUCAGAAGCAGACAGGUGGGCUGCAGAAGGGAAAAUUCAGAAGCUGUCAGAAGCAGACAGGUGGGCUGCAGAAGGGAAAAUUCAGACGCUGUCAGAAGCAGACAGGUGGGCUGCAGAAGGGAAAAUUCAGAAGCUGUCAGAAGCAGACAGGUGGGCUGCAGAAGGGAAAAUUCAGAAGCUGUCAGAAGCAGACAGGUGGGCUGCAGAAGGGAAAAUUCAGACGCUGUCAGAAGCAGACAGGUGGGCUGCAGAAGGGAAAAUUCAGAAGCUGUCAGAAGCAGACAGGUGGGCUGCAGAAGGGAAAAUUCAGAAGCUGUCAGAAGCAUACAGGGAAAAUUCAGAAGCUGUCAGAAGCAGACAGGUGGGCUGCAGAAGGAAAAUUCAGAAGCUGUCAGAAGCAGACAGGUGGGCUGCAGAAGGGAAAAUUCAGAAGCUGUCAGAAGCAGACAGGUGGGCUGCAGAAGGGAGAAUUCAGAAGCUGUCAGAAGCAGACAGGUGGGCUGCAGAAGGGAAAAUUCAGAAGCUGUCAGAAGCAGACAGGUGGGCUGCAGAAGGGAAAAUUCAGAAGCUGUCAGAAGCAGACAGGUGGGCUGCAGAAGGGAAAAUUCAGAAGCUGUCAGAAGCAGACAGGUGGGCUGCAGAAGGGAAAAUUCAGAAGCUGUCAGAAGCAGACAGGUGGGCUGCAGAAGGGAAAAUUCAGAAGCUGUCAGAAGCAGACAGGUGGGCUGCAGAAGGGAAAAUUCAGAAGCUGUCAGAAGCAGACAGGUGGGCUGCAGAAGGGAAAAUUCAGAAGCUGUCAGAAGCAGACAGGUGGGCUGCAGAAGGGAAAAUUCAGAAGCUGUCAGAAGCAGACAGGUGGGCUGCAGAAGGGAAAAUUCAGAAGCUGUCAGAAGCAGACAGGUGGGCUGCAGAAGGGAAAAUUCAGAAGCUGUCAGAAGCAGACAGGUGGGCUGCAGAAGGGAAAAUUCAGAAGCUGUCAGAAGCAGACAGGUGGGCUGCAGAAGGGAAAAUUCAGAAGCUGUCAGAAGCAGACAGGUGGGCUGCAGAAGGGAAAAUUCAGAAGCUGUCAGAAGCAGACAGGUGGGCUGCAGAAGGGAGAAUUCAGAAGCUGUCAGAAGCAGACAGGUGGGCUGCAGAAGGGAAAAUUCAGAAGCUGUCAGAAGCAGACAGGUGGGCUGCAGAAGGGAAAAUUCAGAAGCUGUCAGAAGCAGACAGGUGGGCUGCAGAAGGGAAAAUUCAGAAGCUGUCAGAAGCAGACAGGUGGGCUGCAGAAGGGAAAAUUCAGAAGCUGUCAGAAGCAGACAGGUGGGCUGCAGAAGGGAAAAUUCAGAAGCUGUCAGAAGCAGACAGGUGGGCUGCAGAAGGGAAAAUUCAGAAGCUGUCAGAAGCAGACAGGUGGGCUGCAGAAGGGAAAAUUCAGAAGCUGUCAGAAGCAGACAGGUGGGCUGCAGAAGGGAAAAUUCAGAAGCUGUCAGAAGCAGACAGGUGGGCUGCAGAAGGGAAAAUUCAGAAGCUGUCAGAAGCAGACAGGUGGGCUGCAGAAGGGAAAAUUCAGAAGCUGUCAGAAGCAGACAGGUGGGCUGCAGAAGGGAAAAUUCAGAAGCUGUCAGAAGCAGACAGGUGGGCUGCAGAAGGGAAAAUUCAGAAGCUGUCAGAAGCAGACAGGUGGGCUGCAGAAGGGAAAAUUCAGAAGCUGUCAGAAGCAGACAGGUGGGCUGCAGAAGGGAAAAUUCAGAAGCUGUCAGAAGCAGACAGGUGGGCUGCAGAAGGGAAAAUUCAGAAGCUGUCAGAAGCAGAAAGGUGGGCUGCAGAAGGGAAAAUUCAGAAGCUGUCAGAAGCAGACAGGUGGGCUGCAGAAGGGAAAAUUCAGAAGCUGUCAGAAGCAGACAGGUGGGCUGCAGAAGGGAAAAUUCAGAAGCUGUCAGAAGCAGACAGGUGGGCUGCAGAAGGGAAAAUUCAGAAGCUGUCAGAAGCAGACAGGUGGGCUGCAGAAGGGAAAAUUCAGAAGCUGUCAGAAGCAGACAGGUGGGCUGCAGAAGGGAAAAUUCAGAAGCUGUCAGAAGCAGACAGGUGGGCUGCAGAAGGGAAAAUUCAGACGCUGUCAGAAGCAGACAGGUGGGCUGCAGAAGGGAAAAUUCAGAAGCUGUCAGAAGCAGACAGGUGGGCUGCAGAAGGGAAAAUUCAGAAGCUGUCAGAAGCAUACAGGUGGGCUGCAGAAGGGAAAAUUCAGAAGCUGUCAGAAGCAGACAGGUGGGCUGCAGAAGGGAAAAUUCAGAAGCUGUCAGAAGCAGACAGGUGGGCUGCAGAAGGAAAAAUUCAGACGCUGUCAGAAGCAGACAGGUGGGCUGCAGAAGGGAAAAUUCAGAAGCUGUCAGAAGCAGACAGGUGGGCUGCAGAAGGAAAAUUCAGAAGCUGUCAGAAGCAGACAGGUGGGCUGCAGAAGGGAAAAUUCAGAAGCUGUCAGAAGCAGACAGGUGGGCUGCAGAAGGAAAAUUCAGAAGCUGUCAGAAGCAGACAGGUGGGCUGCAGAAGGGAAAAUUCAGAAGCUGUCAGAAGCAGACAGGUGGGCUGCAGAAGGGAAAAUUCAGAAGCUGUCAGAAGCAGACAGGUGGGCUGCAGAAGGGAAAAUUCAGAAGCUGUCAGAAGCAGACAGGUGGGCUGCAGAAGGGAAAAUUCAGAAGCUGUCAGAAGCAGACAGGUGGGCUGCAGAAGGGAAAAUUCAGAAGCUGUCAGAAGCAGACAGGUGGGCUGCAGAAGGGAAAAUUCAGAAGCUGUCAGAAGCAGACAGGUGGGCUGCAGAAGGGAAAAUUCAGAAGCUGUCAGAAGCAGACAGGUGGGCUGCAGAAGGGAAAAUUCAGAAGCUGUCAGAAGCAGACAGGUGGGCUGCAGAAGGGAAAAUUCAGACGCUGUCAGAAGCAGACAGGUGGGCUGCAGAAGGGAAAAUUCAGAAGCUGUCAGAAGCAGACAGGUGGGCUGCAGAAGGGAAAAUUCAGAAGCUGUCAGAAGCAGACAGGUGGGCUGCAGAAGGGAAAAUUCAGACGCUGUCAGAAGCAGACAGGUGGGCUGCAGAAGGGAGAAUUCAGAAGCUGUCAGAAGCAGACAGGUGGGCUGCAGAAGGGAAAAUUCAGAAGCUGUCAGAAGCAGACAGGUGGGCUGCAGAAGGGAAAAUUCAGAAGCUGUCAGAAGCAGACAGGUGGGCUGCAGAAGGGAAAAUUCAGAAGCUGUCAGAAGCAGACAGGUGGGCUGCAGAAGGGAAAAUUCAGACGCUGUCAGAAGCAGACAGGUGGGCUGCAGAAGGGAAAAUUCAGACGCUGUCAGAAGCAGACAGGUGGGCUGCAGAAGGGAAAAUUCAGAAGCUGUCAGAAGCAGACAGGUGGGCUGCAGAAGGGAAAAUUCAGAAGCUGUCAGAAGCAGACAGGUGGGCUGCAGAAGGGAAAAUUCAGAAGCUGUCAGAAGCAGACAGGUGGGCUGCAGAAGGGAAAAUUCAGAAGCUGUCAGAAGCAGACAGGUGGGCUGCAGAAGGGAAAAUUCAGACGCUGUCAGAAGCAGACAGUUUCACCUGCCCCAAUCCCCACCUGCCCCACGUCCCACCUGCCCCAUUUCUCACCUGCCCCAUGUGGUUGAAGCCAAGAAUAACAAUCGGCUCCGCACCCCCAUAG
This is a messenger RNA of Closterium sp. NIES-65, 5178 nucleotides long. Lineage: Eukaryota; Viridiplantae; Streptophyta; Zygnematophyceae; Desmidiales; Closteriaceae. The record is from the annotation of a GenBank genome assembly.